This is a messenger RNA of Thalassophryne amazonica, 2744 nucleotides long. RefSeq names its product cation/H+ exchanger protein 1 (gene cax1). Bases 123 to 2546 code for a protein of 807 amino acids. Gene Ontology annotation, molecular function: calcium:proton antiporter activity. The record is from RefSeq and is a predicted model, not a curated record. Gene Ontology annotation, biological process: intracellular calcium ion homeostasis; calcium ion transmembrane transport. Gene Ontology annotation, cellular component: endomembrane system; membrane. The transcript is spliced from 21 exons. Lineage: Eukaryota; Metazoa; Chordata; Actinopteri; Batrachoidiformes; Batrachoididae.
AUGCUAAGUUGUUAGCGGUUAGCUUCCUCCUCCUCUUCCUCAGCGGGGAAAAAGAGCAGUGAGGAAGAAGAUCGGACUUUAUAAGGAGAACAGGAGCGACAAAUGUCUAAAAACCCAUCAAAAUGUCCAACAAACGGUCUUCAAACGCACCUGACGUGGACAACGUGAGGAAAAGAUCAAUAGCCGAGUGUUCAGAGAACUGUGUGGAUUCGGAGCACCAGUUUCCAUGGCGACUGUCCCGCCCUGAUAAGCUCUGUGUGGGCCAUGUGCAUCCGGAGCAGGCUGUAGCCGAGACACCCUCCCCGGAUGCUUCCCACCAUUUCCACCACACACCCAAAUGUUUCCUCGCUGUCCACAGAGGCGGACAUGGCACCUCGGGUCGAUCGACCCCAUCACGGUACGGAGAGGAGGGUUGGCACGAAGGCACCAGCAAAACCACGAUCAGAGCUGAGAAUGAGGUCGAGGCCCACAGGGAGGCCAACAACUACAAGUUUGGUUUCAGAAAAUGGAAGGGGAAUGUGACGGAGAAACCCCUCGCUGACAGAUCGGACAUCAUCAGAGAGCUCUACUCUGACAUGAGCGUGGUUAAGCCUCGGGAAGGCUCAGUGGUCACUUGUGGGAACAUUGCUUAUGUGUUAAUAUUUGGAUGGUGGAUCUCUUUGUUCUACUUCCUCAUUUGUCUUGUGAUGUUUCUCACCAUCUGUGGCGCUCCUUAUGGUAAACUGUGUUGGAAGCUGGCAUUUUACUUUAUCUGGCCAUUUGGGAAACUGGUAGAACAGGUUGUUGAUGUUGUGAAGAAGUGCCAUGUGAGGCCUCAUAAGUGUGAGACGAUACCUGAAGAGAUCAACAGUAAGGACAUUGACCCACUUUUGGUGUCUUCGCCGAUCCCGAUUGAGAUCCCCGUCCCAGAACUCCCAGUUAGACAAACAGCAAAGCACUGGCGUUUCUUUAGGACGUAUGUGUGGCUGCUGCUGGGCUUCCCUCUGCUGUCUGUGGUCCACUCUCUGGCCUGUGUCCUCUCGUGGCUGCUGGUCUUCACCAUCCCUGUAGCCAAAAUGAAUGCUCGCACACUGAGCACUGUCCUGCUCAUGGCACCAGAGGACGUACAGAUCCACACACUGGGCAAGACGUUUGUGGGUGAGACCAGAGUCAUCUUAUGCUGUUACCAGGCUUUCAAUAUCCAUUACUACAAAUAUACUGUCCAAGGAAUCAGCAUUUUUGCUCUUAAUCUGCUCCCGUUGGUUUUUUUCACUGUAAUUAUCGGCUACGCGGAUGUGGGGAACCACUUAUUCAGCGCAGAGGUCAAGUUUGCCACAGCCAUCAUGUCCAUCAUCCCUCUCUCUUAUUAUAUUGGAUUGGGCAUUGCCAGUAUUUCUGCACAGAGUAACUUUGCACUGGGUGCAGUUGUGAAUGCGACCUUUGGCUCCAUCACAGAGAUGACUUUCUACAUCUCUGCGUUGCUGCAGGGACAUCGUGCUGCCACCAAGUGCUAUGAAGAGCUUGUCAAAGCUGCACUCACUGGGACUUUGUUGGGUUGUAUCCUGUUUAUACCUGGCGUGUGUAUGAUUAUCGGCGGGAUUAAACACAGCGAACAGGUUUUUAACAGCCGUUCGGCAGGAGUGAGCUCGGCCUUACUCUUCAUUUCUGUAGGAGGUGUGUUUGCUCCCACCCUCUUCUCCAAGACCUUCAGUAAUUUGACAUGUGAGAGCUGCUCUAGCGUCCCAGGCAACGCCAGCGCCCACUUCACCUGCAAGGACUGUCGCUACGACACGAGUCAACCUGACCCACAUUUGAUUCUGUCACACACGGAGCCCCUGGUGUACACAAUCUCCGUGUUGCUGCCUGCUGCAUACCUGAUCGGCCUCAUCUUCACACUGAAGACCCACUCCUAUAUCUACGAUAUCUAUAUCAGUGACAGCCAGGCCCACGGUCAGUACCUGCAAGAAGCUCCCAGCACCUUGGAGCACAUUGGUGAGGUCCCCACUGGGAGUCUACAUGCUGCCAACACAUGCAUUAAUGCCAGCGUUAUUGGCACGAGCCACGUUGGAACAGCCGUGCAUCACAUCGUGCACUGGUCCCGCUGGAGAGCUCUGGUCGUGCUGAUCAUCGCCACGGUACUGAUGGCAGCCUGUGCUGACCUCAGCACUGAGAACAUCAAGCCUCUGUUGACUCAUUCCUACGUCUCUCAGUACUUCAUUGGUGUAACGGUGUUGGCGAUGGUGCCAGAGAUUCCUGAGAUAGUCAACGGGAUUCAGUUUGCGCUGCAGAACAACAUCAGUCUGAGUCUUGAAGUAGGCAGUUGCAUUGCUGUGCAGGUCUGCAUGAUUCAGAUCCCACUGCUCAUCCUCUUCAAUGCUUUUUAUGACGUUGGAUUCAUACUGGUGUUCAGUGAUAUUCAUCUCUGGUCCAGCAUCUUCAGUGUCAUCCUGGUGAACUAUAUCUUCAUGGAUGGAAAAUGUGACUACUUUCAGGGCACUGCGCUGGUGGUGGUCUAUCUCAUCCUUCUGGCCCUGUACUUCUUUGCUCCUUCACCGUCCUCUUGUUGAUUCGCCUGCGGAGCAAAGAGCUCCAUGUUUGUAAUCCUGUAUCUUCAGUUUAUUUCAGAGUGUAUAACAAUGGAAUUGGACUGACAUUUGAAGCAACACUGAAGGUUGUUUCUGCCCUUAAAUGGUGUCUAUGUGCAAGAUGUCACUAAAAUAAACUCACUGCUUUAUACUGAAUAUAAUAAAUGCAUGUUUAUAAAA